UGCCUUCUCUCCUCCACCUUCCCGGAUUCUACCCCCAAACGCUCACGCGUCCACGAAUAAAGGUCGCCCCGAGGGCGGCGAACCAGGCCCAUCGCCGAAAACCCUAGCCCCGACCUGAUCCGAUCGGACUCUGCUUCCCAUGGCGGCAACCUCAACCCAGGCGAGCCUCCUGCUCCAGAAGCAGCUCAAAGAUCUAGCGAAGAACCCCGUGGAUGGGUUCUCGGCGGGGCUGGUGGACGAUAGCAACGUGUUCGAGUGGCAGGUCACCAUCAUCGGCCCGCCCGAAACCUUAUAUGAUGGAGGCUAUUUCAAUGCAGUAAUGACCUUUCCCCAGAACUACCCCAACAGUCCUCCAUCAGUAAGAUUUACUUCUGAGAUGUGGCAUCCGAAUGUCUAUCCUGAUGGGCGUGUGUGCAUUUCUAUUCUUCAUCCACCUGGUGAUGAUCCCAAUGGUUAUGAGCUUGCAAGUGAACGCUGGACACCAGUGCACACAGUCGAGAGUAUAGUUUUGAGCAUUAUUUCGAUGCUCUCUAGUCCAAACGACGAGUCUCCAGCAAAUAUUGAAGCGGCAAAGGACUGGAGAGAAAACAGGGACGAGUUCAAGAAAAAGGUUAGGCGCCUUGUCCGCAAAUCGCAGGAAAUGCUCUGAAAAAGGAGGAUCAUGUGGGGGAGUUUUACAAGCGCUGCAACAAGUGUUACACCUUUCACCGGCGUCCACCGAAUGGGGUGAUGCCAGCAUUUGCACUUAUCCCCUAUAUAUUUUCCGUUCAGUGUGGGUUGGUUCAGUGUGAGUCGAAUAGUGGUGAUGUCGGUCUUUGUCUCGGAGACACUCGUGUGUGCUACUAAUCUAAAACUUCCGAUUGUAUUGCGUGGCACGCAGCGGUCAAUGUCAAGAAUUAUUCUGGUAA
Molecule: messenger RNA, 908 nt
Organism: Lolium perenne
Lineage: Eukaryota; Viridiplantae; Streptophyta; Magnoliopsida; Poales; Poaceae
Product: ubiquitin-conjugating enzyme E2 7
Source: RefSeq, a predicted model, not a curated record